AUGGUGUUGAAUGUUCGUAACAAGCUCGGGUUUAUUGACGGCACCAUUCCUCAACCUCCAUCUAAUCAUAGAGAUUCUGGAUCUUGGUCUCGCUGUAACGAUAUGGUAGCAACGUGGUUGAUGAACUCUGUCUCAAAGAAAAUAGGUCAGAGUCUUUUAUUCAUGUCAACCGCUGAAGCUAUUUGGAAGAACUUGAUGUCUCUUUUCAAGAAGGACGAUGCACCUCGCGUAUAUGAGAUUGAGCAACGCUUGAGUACUAUCCAACAUGGUUCUAUGGAUAUCAUUACGUAUUAUACUGAACUUGUUACUCUUUGGGAAAAGUACAAGAAUUACGUUGAGAUUCCAGCUUGUACAUGUGGUAGAUGCGAGUGUGACACUGCUUUGUUAUGGGAUGAAUUGCAGCAGAGAAGCCGGCCAAUUCCGAGUAUUGAAGAUGUGUUCAAUUUGGUCACACAAGAUGAGCGUCAAAAGGUUCUUAAACCAUCUACUCUACUUGAUAAUGUUGCUUUUCAGAAUUUUGGCCAUGUUGCUAUGACACAGAAUGUUCCUUUGGGAGGUUCGGAGACUGGAGUCUAUACUGGACAGAGUUUAUACUGGACAGAGUGA
Molecule: messenger RNA, 606 nt
Organism: Brassica oleracea var. oleracea
Lineage: Eukaryota; Viridiplantae; Streptophyta; Magnoliopsida; Brassicales; Brassicaceae
Exons: 2
Coding region: 1-606 (201 amino acids)
Source: RefSeq, a predicted model, not a curated record